Messenger RNA from Musca domestica (house fly), 9272 nucleotides. Its product is annotated as diphthine methyltransferase. NCBI's taxonomy places the organism in Eukaryota, Metazoa, Arthropoda, Insecta, Diptera, Muscidae. Bases 1280 to 4582 code for a protein of 1100 amino acids. Gene Ontology annotation, biological process: protein ubiquitination. Gene Ontology annotation, molecular function: protein binding; ubiquitin protein ligase activity. The transcript has 3 exons. The record is from RefSeq and is a predicted model, not a curated record.
UUUUUUGUCAACGACUGACAACUCGUUUCGUUAACUGUGCGGAAAAAAUAUUUUUAUUAGUGGAAAAAAGAAAACAAACAGCCGAAUUUUUUUAUUAUUUACUCGAGAUAAGUGAUAUUCUACAAUAACACCAAUUAAAUUCAUGAAAAAUAUUCAAGUAUUUGCUAAAAAAAGGCAAAUAAAAAGUCAAGUGGAAAAAGUAAUGCACCACCACCAUCGAUAAUAGAAAGAACAACUUUAUUACUGUGAGCAGCAGAGGGAAGAAGAAGCAAAUGGUAGCAGACAAAACAAAAUAAACCUAAGAACAAUUUGCAAUAAGCAAGAAUAUAAUUAAAUAAGACGUUUAAUGUGGUGUAGUGUCUUGUUAAAAGUGUAUUUGCCAUAAUGUCAUGGUUUAUUAGAUGAAAUUUCCAUUUGGGCCCAGCAUUAUCAUGUGAAAAUCUGAAAAAAAUCGAUUGGAAAUUCGCCUAUACAUACAUACAAAAAGUAGAGUGAGAGGACUAGCGCGCCAAUAAGAGACAAUAGAGAAAGAGAACGAGUGAGUCUCUCCCUUCCAAUGCCAUGUAGAUGACAUUGGAAUUACUACACGCACACACAUUCAAAACGGGCACACGCGUAUUUUGUUCAUAUUGCAAAGAAACUCGCGUAAAGAAGAAGAAGAAGAACGAGCAUAAAAAAUACGUAUUCACUGUGAAAUGUUAGCACUGGCCAAAAAGCGCAAUUUAUUCAUUGAUAGAUGGUUGUAUUCUCAUUGUUGACAGUGUGUUUUUGUUGUAAGCCUUAACGAAGUGACAUCAGUCGUUGUGAAUGGUAGAAGUAACAACAUCUAAAAGAAAAUAAGUAGGAAUAAAACAGCGAAAAAGUAGCAGGCGAAACGGAAUCAAAUUGGAAAUUUGUCUAACUUAUAUACAAUGACUAUUCCUAUUAGACUGCGGAAAGAGUUUUGAUAUUCAAUGUGGAAUAAAAGAAAACAUAUUGUGCUGCCACCACCACCGCUGACGUCUAUUUCAAUAAAUACGAGAGUAGUAGGACCAGCAUUAUCACCAAUCAGCCGUGUUUUGUUCCCCUCGGCAAAAACAAAAUUGUCAAUUGGUGUUGUUUUUAACGUGUAGCAAGAGCCGUACUACGCUUACAUUGUUAGAAAAAGUGCUUUAGUGCUCCAUAAACGCACACAACUCAUUACAACAAUCUUUGUCGUCCACUCCAGUGACGACAUACGACUGCAACAAUUGUUCCUUAUUUGUAAAUCUGUGGUUGCUUGGCGCUCUUGUACAAAGCAAUGGAAUCUGGUCCCAAUGGGAUAAAAGUUGAACCUACACUUGAACAACAACAUCUGCAACAGCAGCAUCAGCAGCAACAACAACAGCAGCAUCAUCACCAUCAGCAGUAUGCUACAAAUCUUUUAGCUCUCAAUGGCUCGAAUGCACGCUUACUCAUCGAUCAUCCGCUGUUGGUGCCAUUGUCGCAUCACGAGCAACAGUUGCAACAACAACUUCAGCUGCAACAACAGCAUCAACACCAACAACAGCUGCAGCAACAUCAUUUGCAACAGCAACAACUGCAACAGCAGUUAGCCUCACAACAACAGCAGCAGCAGCAACAACAGCAGCAGCAACAACAACAACAGCAGCAACAGCAACAGGUCGAUCAACAACAGCAGUUGCAACAAUUGCAACAACAUCAACAAUUACAACAAUUAACAGCGGUUUAUCCACAGCCUUUGUCUCUGAAACAACAACCCCUUCCUACACCAAUUGUUAGCAAUGCCGUACCCAGUGUUGCCGCUGUCCCGGCUGGCACGAGUGGCGUAAACACCACUACCUUGGGUCCAGCUUCUGUAACUUCAUCAACCUCAUCGGCAGUUAGACAUCGUUGGAAUGAAAGUCCCGAAGCUAGAGCUAGACGCCUAGCUCGUAACGCUGAACGAAUGCGGGAACGUCGUAAUCGCGAAACCGAAGAAGAAUAUCGUAAGCGGCUGGCCCGCAAUGCCGAAGCCAAUCGCUUGCGUAGGCAAAACGAGUCGGAAAUGGAGCGGGCAAUGCGUCUAGUGCGUAAUGCCGCCAGGCAGCGUCUGCGUCGCGCCAUGGAAUCUCCAGAUCAGCGGUCCAAACGACUGGUCAAACUUGCGGAACGUAUGCGUAUGUAUCGAGCCAAUGAGACUCCUGAACAGAGAAAAAUACGGCUGGCCGAAAUGGCAUCACGCGCCCGUCAACGUAUUGCCAAUGAAUCGCCGGAAUCGCGUAAGGAACGACUGAAAAAACUCAAUGAAUAUGCAAGAAAGGUCAGAGAAAAGAAAAAAAUUUUAAAAUCUGGCGCGGCGCAGACUCCGAAUUCCACCCAGAAUUCGAAUACGACGACGCAAAGCGCUACAACUAAUUGUAAUAAUGACUCUUUAAAUCUAAACCAUCAGGCACCGGCAUCGUCAUCUGGAACAACCGCAACACCAGGCAGUGGUGGCAGCGGAGGCGGAACGAAUGGUAGCGGUAACUCUGUAACGCCAACCGGUAACGAGGAGCUUUCUCGUCAAGGCAACUCGGGAACAACCAACGGAGGGGACCAGCAGCAACAUCAAUUAACGGCAUCAUAUCAAACAGCUGCCGCCUUGGCAGCCAAUCCCAUUGAAUACUAUCAAAACAUGUUCAUUAAUCCCACAACGCUACGCACAGGUAGUGCCAUCUUGAAGCAGGAACCACAAACACAACAAUCUGCUAGUAGCCUACAACAAAAUCGCUUUGGCACACCACACCAACAGCAAACGGGGGGUGGAGCAGUAGGUGCCAGUCUGCUUGUCGAAUCGGAGGCAUCAAAUCUCUUUUCACAGCAUCUGUACGAUGAGGCAUCACAAAAGGUAUCCCUUAAACUGCCACAAACAGCAGCUAAUGUUCCUCAUUUCAGCACAAUCGCUAGCUCAUUAGAUUUAUACCAACAGAAUAAGUAUGCUAAGAAGCAGGAGCUUCAACAGACAAACAACAACAACAACAACCACUCACCAACCAGUAAUAUCAACAACAGCGGGUCUGUUGGAGUCUCUGCCGCCGCUUCCAGUCAGAAUGAGAAAAACGAGGGACAAAAACUGAAGACAACACAUCCACAGAUACAAAAUCCUCCCACACCGCUCUACAAUCAAUUCCCCUAUUUGGCCACAUUUCCAGCAGCUGCAACGGCGGCAAAUACAACGGUUGCAGUGACCACACCGCCGAACACACCCACACAAGCAGCCGCUGCCACAGCUUACUAUCCCAUGUAUCACAAUGGCUUUCAAUUGGGUAUAGCACCGAAUACUGUGCCGCCACCAUUUACCCCUGUGCAUUUUACGACCGCAUCGAAUGCAGUGGGAGGAUCCGCGACAGGAUCAUCGCCACCUAAUUCGGCAGCCAGUCAACAGCAACAGCCACAGCUGCAACAGCAACAGCAGCAGCAGCAGCAACAACAUGUCAUACAGGAUUUUCCAAAAUCGGUCCGCGGUCGUCCUAGAAAGCUGAUAUUUAACAACAACAGUAAAGAUCCAUUGAAUACGUCGCAGGACGAUGUACUGCUGCAACAGCAUCAACAGAAAAUGAGUGCGUUGUUGGAGCAAGAGAUCAGUCAAAUGUUAGCAUCACCACAAUUGGCACAGCGACGCGGACGUGGUCAAUCAUAUCAGCACUUGGCACAGUUGCAGCAACAACAACAACAACAACUACAGCAGCAGCCUCAGCAAAUACAACUGCAGCAGCAGCAGCAGCAACAGUUGCAGCAACAUCAAGACCAACAGCAGCAACAUCAAGACCCACAGCAGCCGCAGCCGCCUCAGCAACAUCAAGAACAACCGCAACAACAACAACCACAUUCCCAAUUGUCUCCCAUGCCACGUAAAAUUAAAUAUGAAAAUGACGAUGAAAAACGGAAACGUUUGGAGAAAAUGGCAGCACACCAAAGGGCAGCGCGAGCCAAUGAAACACCCGAGCAAAGGGCGGUUCGUUUACAAAAGCUAAGUGAACGGGCACGCCAGAAACGUGCUGAAAUACGUGCCACCGAAACGCCCGAGGAGAGGAAGAUACGCCUAGCCAAACAGGCUGAAUAUGCAAGAAUGCGACGUCUACGAACCCACACACCGCACUACAAUCGGGUAAAGGUUGAAAAUGAUGUUGAUGCUGGGGGUGGUGUUGCAUCUCCCUCAACGGCGGAUCUAUACAAUUCAACCGGUGCCUCUACCACAGAUGGCUAUGAUACCAAAAACAAUAUCACUGCUGAUCUACAUAGCGGUGGAAGUUUGAGUGGCGGCAGCUUAUCGCAGGAGAGCAGUCCAUCAAAUAGUCAGGAUCAGCAAUUACAACAACAACAACAGCAACAACAACAGCAGCAGCAACAACAUCAACAGCAACAAAUAUUAAUGCAACAACGGAUGCUGCAAACACCCAAUCUACUCAAUCACAUCAACAACAACAAUAAUAAUAAUAACGGUAAUAAUUUUUUAAAACAACAAGGCAAGGACUUUAACAAUCAACAGCAAAAUUCAACCACGCAGCAACAACAACAAUCCGAAAACAAUAAUGAUAUGUUGAAAAUUCUCGAACCCAUAAUUGUUAUGAAAACAAAGUAAACAAAUGAGGCAACUAAACAGAGAGAGAGAGAGAGAGAGAGAGAGAGCGACAGAGCGACCAGGCCACACAUGUUAUGCCAAUUGUUUUUUUGGUGAGAUUUUCAAAAUGAUUUGUAUUCUAUGGCAGGACAUUUUGUAAUUGUUUUUAUACCCUUCACCAUUCUAUGGAGGUUAUAUUAAGUUUGUCAUUCCGUUUGUAACUCCUCGAAAUAUUCAUAAUGGACCCUACAAAGUAUACAUAUUCUGGAUCAGCGUAAAAGUCUAAGACGAUCCACGAUGUCCGUUUGUCUAUCCAUCUGUCACGCUAUCUUUCGAACGAAUUGAGAUGGAAGGCUAAAUUUUUCCAUACAUGCAUAGUUUAACAGUAGGCAGGCUAAGUUCGUGAAUGGGCCAUGUUGGUCCACGAUUUCGUAUAGCCCCCAUAUGACGGUACCUGCCGAUAUUCGGCAAUUUGAUGAUUUCAGCAACAUUAUUCACCCGAAUCGUUUCAAAUUUCGUUUUGGAAGAUCUUAGUGGGUACUGCAACCUAUGUCAAAAAAUGUUGUAUGCAGGUCCCCGUCUUCGUAUAGCCCCCUUAUAACGGUACCUCCCAAUAUUCAGAAUUUUCAUGAAUUUACCGACAUUAUUCACCGGAAUUAUUUCAAAUUUGGUAUUUGAAGUUCGUAAUGGGUACUACAGCCUAUGACAAAAAAUUUCGUAAGCUAGUUCACGUCUUCGUAUAGCACCCAUAUAACACUUUUCAUUUAAGUGGUAGUUUCCGGAAGUUUUUUUUGAAAAUUUUCAAGUUCCUUUCAAAUGGUGGUGGGUAUAAAAAAAGUAUAGCUGUUUUUUUCUCUUGUUAUUGUAAUGGGACACAAGUAAUGCCAAAGAAGCAGUUGAAACAUUUAGUGAAACUAGGAAGUAUUUCGUAAAAGAUGGUUCCGGGUACACCCCCUGCAACCAUAUCUCAUGCCAUGUCAGUGGGUUUUUAAUUGAAAAACAAAUGGGUUCUGUAGAAUGUGGUCUUUACGACAUUACAAAAAUAUUCAAAAUCGUUUAAUUUCAUAAAAAAAUCAUAACAGAUGCUAUUGAAAUAUAAAGCACAAAAUGCCCUUUUCACGACUCUGCAAAGUUACCUCAUGCCUUCUUUCAAAACAAAUGUAUUUUGAAGAAUGUUGUUUUUACGACAUAACAAAAAUAUUCAAAAUCAUUUAAUUUCAUACAAAAUUCACAACAGAUGUAUUUGAAAUAUAAAACACAGAAAGCCUUUUUUCACGGCCCUGUAUUAUUUUUUAAAAAUGAAAUACGGAAGGAAAUUAUUUGAAAAAAGAGACAUUAGCAACAAAUUUUAUCGAUUUUCCCUAAAGUUUGUUUUCUAAGUGUCCUAAAUUUGUUAAAUUUCUAUUGUCUGUGACAAUAACUGAAUGGGUAAAUUAAAAAAAGCUUACGCGUUCAAGAAUUCGCGUUUGAGUUAGUUCUUUUAAACUUAGUCACGAACAUAAGAUGGGUAUGGAUGGAUGUGAUUUCCUUCUCGGUAUGUAAAUUCGGAAACAAUAUCCUUCGUGGAGAUACAUAAUGACAAUCUUCUAAGAUUUUGCAUCUCCAACUUUGUUUAAACUAUUUCCGUAGUUGGUACUUGGUGUUGUGCUCAGACUUGAUUGAAAUAUAAAAAUUAAUUAAUUAAAUAAAAAAAAAUUGUUCAAAUCCGCAUAAUGUUCCAUUUCAAUAAUUUUCGUUUUAAGGUGGCUGGCCAUCUUUUGUGUUUAACCAUGCUAAUUUAAAAGCUUUUUGGAUAAAAUAAUGUUUUUUUUUGUUGAUAUUCAAACUAUAUAAACCAAUCUUUGAACUCUUCUGCAAAUAUGUAUCCACCCAAAUUAAUUAUAUUUUCGGGUAGUAAUUGCCAAUUGAGAAUGGAUUUGGUUUUGCUUUAAAGUUUCACAAUUCAAUUCAAAACCGAAUGAAUUACACAAUGUCCUUUGCCAAAGAAUUGUUUUCGUUUAGAUCCUAAAGUGGUCACAGUGGUGAUACAAUGUUUAACAUAACCAAAACCCCCAACAAUAAGAAAGAAAUAGUAAUAACCAUAAAUAUAGACCCAAACACACACACACACUCACACUUAUAUAUAAAUAUUUAUGCAAACCACUAAAAACAGCAAUCACUAGACAAUGCGACCACUAAUUAUUAUAUAUUCUCAAACUGAAGAUAUAUAUAUAUUUUUUACUAACAUAUUAAUUGAACCGUCUUGUAAAAAAGCGAGAGUAAGCGAGUUACCUUUUAAAAUCAUGCAAAAUGAGAUUUAAAAAAAGACAAGGCAAUUGGGUUAAAAAUGAGAAUUUAAAAAAAAAACUCAUGGCCCACAUAAGAUCGGCCAAGCAGACUAUUUUUGACAAUAAACUUAGUACAAAAACUACUAUGUUUAUUGUCAAAUGUAGUCUUCCUGGCCGACCUUAAGGUGGGAAUAAAUAAAGCGAUUAUUUGGCUGGCUUUAGUCAUCGGCUGGCUUCUUCGUAGAGGAACAAAGGAGUUUUACGUUGACCAUAGGCUCAUUUUUUCCGAAGAAGCCAGCCAAAUAAGCGCUUUACGUAUUCCCACCUUUAUAUAGGCCUUGAUAACAGUUGUUAAAUUUUUACUAUUGGUUACAUUCGAUGUGUCUGGUUAUCCUUACAUUUUUAAAAAUUGUUGCACAUUAUUACUGAAAGUUGACAGUUCUUUUAGUCACGUUUUGAAAAUUCUUGCAGGACAAAUUUCGUCUUUGCUUGUAGCUCUUCUUCUCUUUUCGGUUAUUUAUAUUUCGGUAAGCAAUUUUGAAACAUCUGUAUUUUGGAAUUAUACCCUACACCACAAAGUGGUAGGGGUAUUAUGUCUUUGUGCAUUUGUUUGUAACGGGGAGAAGGAAGCGAGAUAGAUCAUCACUUUCUGAGGCGAAUUAUACAUGUCAAUCUGUCCGUCCAUCCGAUCAAAAUGUCAGUCGCAUUUGUGCACCAAAUGUCCAAUAUAAGUCCAAAUGACCUGAAUUUUGGCACAUCCAACCGAAUUCAGUCUAGAAGCAAGUAAAUCAAAUUUAGUGAAAAUCGGUUCAGAUAUAGCUGUAGGUCCCAUAUAAAUGGUUCAUCCGAUUUUGGUGUUUAAUUCCCUUACAUGCGUAAUAAGCACUUCAUAACAAAGAUAUUUGUUGCCAGAUAUCAGAUACAGCCCAGAAAUACCUCUGCCAAAUUUGAUCAAGAUCGGUUCAGAUUUGGAUAUAGCUCCCAUAUAUAUAUCUUCAACCGAUUUCGGGUUAAUUGUGCACCAAGUCCUGAAUUUUGGUACAUCCGACCGAAUCCGGUCUAGAAGCAGGUGCAUUAAAUUUGGAGAAAAUCGGUUCAGAUAUAGCUAUAGCUACCAUAUACAUGUUUCAUCCGAUUUGGUGUUUAAGUCCCCCAAAUUCGUAAUAUCCAUUAUAGAGCUCGGAAAUACCUUUGCCAAAUUUUAUCGAGAUCGGAUCAGAUUUGGAUAUGGCUUCAUAUAUAUAUCCUUAAUCCGAUUUCAGGUUUAUUGUGCAAAUAAUGGCUAAUAUCAGCCCAAUUGGAGAAAAUUUCGGGACGUACGUUUAGAUUUUGUGAAACUCCGCUAUAUAUUUUUUUAUAUUGUCCUUCUCAUGCACUCUAUAGCAAUGUUAUUUGGUAUAAAAGAUUAAAAUGUCUCCGUCAAAUUUAUUGAAAAUCGAUUCAGAAUUGGAUAUUAGCUUUCCUCUGAAACCAAACUAUAACUGCUCUAAAAUCAAAGUUUGAUUGGUGGUAUGAUAUACUUCAAAUAAAUUCUUUUGUUACGGGAGCUCUACUUAAUAUGCAUAGUAGUGUAGGGUUUCAUAUAGUCGGCCCGCCACUUUUGACUUUUCCUUACUGACGAAAUUUUUUUUAUUUUUACAAAUAAGAUCAGAUUGCUGGCAAGUUUAUGUAGGAAUUCCGUCUUUUUUACUUUUUACAGCUUUCCUGCAAAAGAAAACAAAUCGUUAUACUCUCUCAGAAAGAAGCUGCUGGACAAUUCCUGCAGGAAAAGUAAUCAGACAGUCCAAAUAUUUAAUGUUUUCCUAGCUUCUUCUUCAAAUAUUUCAAUGCCGUUGUAUCUUCAGAUAAUUAUUGCCGAGUUUCGCCUUCAUGUUAUAGUUGUAUGUCCCACAAAUUAUUUUUGGUGUUCCAAAUGUUCCUUUCAAAUUUCUUAAGGUCCUCUUAUUUUUUUUAUUAAUUCGAAGACAACUUUCUCAGACCUUGUUUUGCUGAGCUACCUUUAAAACUAUUUAAAAAAAUAUAUCAAAUUUUGUUUUAGGUUUUUAGGCUGGAGGAUUGGUUUGUAAGAUAUUCAGAAAAGUUAUUGACAUUGUUUAGACUAACAACUGUAAACAAUAUAAUAGAUCAUUUUCCCUUCAGGCUCUCGCUCUUCAAUUUGUUAGUUUAGUAUGGAAACCCAAAAUGUUUUGAUUUGUCAUAGAAAGGAAAAGGCCCCAUGGCCUAAAAGUUAACAACAAUUCUUAGAUUACUACUAUUACAAGACGGUUUAAUACAAAUCCAAACAUAUAAAUAAUAUGUAGUUGAACAAGUAAUUGUAGUGGAAUAUGUAAUAUUAUAAAUCUAGCAACCAGAAAAAAUAAUAAACAUCAAUAUCUAUAUAUAUGGAAAUGUGAUGAGGGGAGCCUAAUUCACACAUACUUAUGUAACAAAAACAAUAACAAAAA